UCAAUGCACAGUAAAUUAAUACACUACUCUAAACUUUAGAAUACCGGUAACUACAUUCUGCUGAUAUUGUACUACACAUUAUAUACAUGUGCGUUCAGGGUGCUAAAAGACACACACAGUUGAUUCUGUGUUUAGUGUUGGAGCAGUGAUCCAGGUGUGUGCACAUCUUCAGUGUUUACUGAUCGCCUGACUGGGACUGACUGCUGCGUUGAAUCGUCGCUGGUUUACAGAAAUCUUUCUACGGUCAUAAUGGAUGCCAGACACAAGAAAAUUCUGCAAAGCAGACGCUCCUUUCUGGUGCUUGAAUUGGAUCCAUCUCUGCUGUACGAUGGACUGAUUUCCAGAGGAAUAUUCAAUCAAGACAUGAUUGAUGAAAUAAAGAGCGCAGGACCUCGCAGAGAUCAAGCCAGGCAGCUUAUGAUCGACCUGGAGACCCGGGGAAGCCGGGCUUUCCCUGCCUUUCUGGAGUGCCUUGUGGAAACAGGCCAGAGCCGUGUGGCAGAUCUCCUGAGCGCUGACCUUGGGAUUCAGCCACCUUGUUCCCUUCCCAUUCAACCCAUCCCAAUACCCAUCUCAAUACCCACCUCUCGCAAUCAUGGAACACAGCAAAAGGAAAUGGACAAACCAGACAGAGGACACAUCUCUAGAAAGGAUGAGGGUGUGGAAAAGAGUGCUGAUCACCCCAUUCAAUGUUCUGAAGGAGAUGAGCGUCCUUCUAUACCCAGACUAAGGAGAGACAGUCUUCAGAUGUACAGAAUGGAUGCGAGGCCUUGCGGUCAAUGCCUGAUUAUUAAUAAUGUGGAAUUUCAUCCAGACAGUAAUCUGAAGAACCGCACAGGAUCUGACAUUGAUUGUGCCAGACUUGAGAAACGGUUCAAGUCAUUUCACUUCAUUGUUGAGGUGAAGAGAAACCUCACAUCGCAGGCAAUAAGACGAGAGCUGCAUGCCUUGUCACAGACAGACCACACUGCCUUCGACUGCUGUGUUGUAAUAAUCCUGUCCCAUGGCACUGAGGUGAACCACAACAGGUUUCCAGGUGCUAUCCAUGGUGUUGAUGGCCCAAUAGUUCCAGUUCAGAAUAUUACCAAUUAUUUUAAUGGACAAAACUGCCCAACACUACAAGGGAAACCCAAGCUCUUCUUCAUCCAAGCGUGUGGUGGAGAUCAAAAAGACAGAGGGUUUGAGGUCUCUCCAGAUGAGUUUGAGCCGGCGGCCGGUGGCAUUGACGAUCACACAGACGCCACGCCGAUGUCACCCAGGGAGGAGCUUGGGGAAGACUCUGAUGAGCCCGAUGCCAGAGCAAGCCUGCCCACUCCCAGUGAUAUCUUAGUGUCAUACUCCACUUUUCCAGGGUAUGUGUCUUGGCGAGACACACAAGCAGGUUCUUGGUAUGUGGAAACUCUAGACAAUGUUUUGGAAGAAUUUGCUGGAUAUGAAGACCUGCUUACUUUGCUGACGAUGGUAACAGACAAGGUGUCACAGAUUUCAGCUAAAGGAAUCUUCAAACAGAUGCCUGGAUCCUUCAAUUUCCUGCGGAAACGUCUCUUCUUCCAAGUGAACUGUUAAAUGACAAAUCAAAUUCUCUGUCGUAAUUUACCUACACAAAAUGUAAAGAUUGAUGCAAUUAGCCUGUCCCCUUUGUACUAAAUGAAUCAAACUGCAAAAGGCAAAGUCUCUCAGUAACAGGGAAGUAUGGAGUGACUAGAAGGGCCAAGGUAUUUAAUACACUGUGCGGAACGGGUGAAAGGAACACGUCACCUUGUGUUCGACAGAUGUGUGUGUCUGAAGAGAACAAAGCUGUUUCCAGUAAGUGUCACACUAAACGUUCAAAGUUGUUUGUAUUUUUUUGUAUAUUUCAUGGAAUAACUUUAAUUUGGCACAAUGCUCCUGUAUUGAGACAUGCACAAGAGCUUCCCUACAAAGUUGUUCAAGUAGAGAAGCACCCCUCAAUCCCAAAUUCCCCGAUGCCUUCACAGUUCAUAGUGGUGCUGGAUUGGGUGGGUGCAUGGUGGUGCAAGUAGAGAAGCACCCCUCAAUCCCAAAUUCCCCGAUGCCUUCACAGUUCAUAGUGGUGCUGGAUUGGGUGGGUGCAUGGUGGUGCAAGUAGAGAAGCACCCCUCAAUCCCAAAUUCCCCGAUGCCUUCACAGUUCAUAGUGGUGCUGGAUUGGGUGGGUGCAUGGUGGUGCAAGUAGAGAAGCACCCCUCAAUCCCAAAUUCCCCGAUGCCUUCACAGUUCAUAGUGGUGCUGGAUUGGGUGGGUGCAUGGUGGUGCAAGUAGAGAAGCACCCCUCAAUCCCAAAUUCCCCGAUGCCUUCACAGUUCAUAGUGGUGCUGGAUUGGGUGGGUGCAUGGUGGUGUAGAAUGCUGAGCUGAGGUCACCAGACCCACACCUCCAGAGGUGACAGGCUUGUGAAUUUUCCCGCUGUGCCACUGAAACUUGCGUAUUUGCAGUUUUGUGCUCUUAGCAUGGAAGGGACCAAUCACUUAAGUGCAUUUCAAUAUUAUUAGCAUUACAUUUUCUACAGAAUCAAUUUUUUUUUAAUUGAAAGAAAUGGUCUUCAUGUGUAAAUACUGUGUCUACGUUCCUAGUGAACAUGUUUACUAGUCACUGGAAGUAGUGUGGCAUACUGCCUGUAGUGACAAUCUGAUGGGAAACAUUGAUCUUGAGAUUCAAUUGGAAUAUAUGUAUAUAUAUAUAUAUAUAUAUAUAUAUAUAUAUAUAUAUAUAUAUAUAUAUAUAUAUAUAUAUAUAUAUAUAUAUAUUUUUUUUUUCAUAUGUAAUUGUUAGAUCUAAGCUGUACUGAUUGAAUGAAGUCCCAACUGUGUAUCACAUGGUUUUGUUUUUCUGUUGAUUUCAUUAGUAUUUCUUCAAGGGUUUGUUUUUGACACCUUUUUAAUGGACCAGCUUAUGAUGACAAGUUAACACAAGAGAAUACCAAUAUCCAUGUAAACCUAGUGAUGGAAUCACAGCCAAGUUUUAACACAGACAAAACAAAUGUCAAGUGGAUAUAACGGUCCUUAUUGUUGUUUCCCCCCCUAGUCUGAGGAAAUGUAUGUCAGGUGGUGCUCCUCAUUCUUCGGUGUACUAGGUAUUUAUUUAGCUCUUUUGAUGUCAGGGAAAUCAAUAUAAUAAUGAACCCAUUCCAUCCCCUCCCCACUCUCUGUGUGAAGAAGAGUGUCCUUCAACAACAUGACUAGUUAGUCCAUUCCAUUCCCCUCCCCACUCUGUGUGAAGAAGAGUGUCCUUCAACAACAUGACUAGUUAGUCCAUUCCAUCCCCUCACCGCUCUCUGUGUGAAGAAGUGUCUCCUUCAAUAACGUGACUAGGUAACUGUGACAGAGAACGAACGAAUGAAUCUUGGUUAUAAAUCUCCCUCUUGACCCGUGAGGGCGCUGUGUAAAGGAAACAGUAUGCUCCAGACUGGAUGGUCUGACAAUUCAUUCCAGGGGAAGUUGGAAGUCAGCCAACUAGAAAGGGGGUGGUACCAGGGUACACUAAGUCAUCACCCCAGAAGGGAAGUGUUGUUGCAACCGCGGAUUGGAGGAGAAACGGUUGCACUCGCUAACCAAGGGGGCGUGACUGACGGGGACGUGGCUAAGCGAUCUGUUCCUUGUUUAUGGUUGAGACGAACCUAAAAGGGCCGAGAGUAAAAUAACCAUCAGUGAUCAGUGUUUGUUUUGUCUAGUACUAAUUGUACUUGUUUGUUAUUAUUAGACAGCUAACGUACCGGGAACUGUCGCUUGUAAGGCCAGCACCAACCCAGACAACACUUUGCCGUUGUACACUGAUAAAUUGUAUUUCUCAACCUGCACAUAAGCCACUCACUCCGGACUUGUGGUCGUGUCUGUCUUUUUCUGUGUUAGCACUUGUAUUAUUAUUUCCGGGCUGCAGCCCGUUGUGUUGGAACAGUGCAAUACCCUGGAAUUACUCUUUGUAGUUGUCAGACCAGGAUUAUAAAAAUAAAACCUGUUUGGAUGGUGAA
Molecule: messenger RNA, 3984 nt
Organism: Polyodon spathula (Mississippi paddlefish)
Lineage: Eukaryota; Metazoa; Chordata; Actinopteri; Acipenseriformes; Polyodontidae
Product: caspase-9-like
Exons: 11
Coding region: 250-1566 (438 amino acids)
Biological process (GO): intrinsic apoptotic signaling pathway in response to DNA damage; apoptotic process; regulation of apoptotic process
Cellular component (GO): cytoplasm
Source: RefSeq, a predicted model, not a curated record